AUGGCAGCGCUGGCAGAAGGCCGUCAAUAUGGGCUCUCGUCGUCAAUUUCAUCCCAGGAACACAAAACUGUUGUCCAAGUCAAAUUAACUGACUCAGCCCUUAAAUCUAUUGACGAAUUCCUCAGAAUCAAGGUUGGCAGAUCUCAAGGCACACCCACUAUACAGUUCCAGGGCCAAACAGGAAUUAUCUGUAUACCCAGCAAUAAUACAGGUGAUCCAGCUCGGACAUUCCAGUUCUCACUGGCCCCAGUGGUGGACUCCAACACCAGUGAUUGUGCACACCAGCCUGACACAAAACAUGGCAGUCAUCUCAACACUCUUGGUACCAUGUCCCAGAAAAUUGCAAUCCAUGCCACCAGUGAUGUAUUCCAAGCCACAAAACAGCGAAUGAACCAAGCAAUAGCUGACACCAACAGUGUGUGUACACAAGAAAUCAAGCCAAGUGGUCGCCACAUUGGUCGCAAAAUCAAGAGAGUGAAAGCUGGCCUAGAUUUAAAUACUAAAUUGACCCAAGGUUCUAAGUUAAAUAAACCAAGUGUAGUAUCUUCCUCUCAUUCAUCUCAAGUUACUUCUGUACGCCCUAGCUCGCUGCAUGCAGGAUCUCGUUCCAUAUCGCCCUACCAGGGUAGUCAUGAGCAAAACACUUCCAAAGUGACAUCAUCUGUAUCUUCCUCAUCGUCUCCGUUGUCGCAUCAUCCAUCAUCACUGGCCUCUACAGUUGCCACCCCAUCAACUGUGCCAGCUAGCAGCAAAAGCAAGCCCAUCAACCCAGCCAUUGUUGGAGUGCCUAUGCGAGACAGGAUAAUACACCUACUGGCCUUACGUCCUUACAAGAAACCUGAACUACUUCUCAGACUGAAAGCAGAUGGAAUCCUGGAUAAAGACAAAGAUACCAUUUCUUCUGUACUACAGCAAGUAGCAGUAUUCAUACCGCGUGAUAACAAAUACUCUCUAGCCCGUCAUGCGUUUGCUGAAGUGCGACAGGACUGGAAAUUCUACAGUGAGAAUGACAAGGAACUUGUCAAAAAAAAAUUAGACAAUCUGUCACCAGCUUCCUCUCCUGCCUCUAAUCAAAGGUCUCCAGAUAGUCCUAACAACUCACAGAAACGGCCUACUGAAUCUGUGCUUGAUCUGCUUCCAUCCAAGAAACAGCGCAUCUCCCACUCUGUUGCCAAACCCAGAAAGGAAAAUAAGCCAUUGAUUGGCGAGGUCCUCAAGCAUGACCAACAUCUCACAAUCAAUGGCCAUGACCAGACGCACAAAAAGGAAAAUAUUGAUGAAAGAGUCCAAGUGGCCACAUCAACAUCAGACAGUCCAGACUACAUGAACACCUACCAUCCAAUCUCCACUGCUGAACAGCGUCAACGCUACAAACAAGAGUUUAAUCAUGAAUAUGAGGAAUACAGGGGUUUGCACAUGAAUGUAGAACGAGUAUCAAAGAAGUUCAUGGAUUUUGAAGCUAUGCUUAAAAGAGCCCAACCUGGAUCAGAAAGUUAUGAGAAUUUGAAGAACAAGAUUCGAAUGGAAUACAAACUACAAAAAAGUGAUGUGAAAUACAUUGAUCAAAAGAAGAGGUUUGACUAUUUACACAAAAAGCUUGGCUUCAUAAAACAGCUGAUUCUGGAAUAUGACCAUAUGCAAACAAAUGUUGACUCCUAGUGAAGGCCUAAACCUUCCUAAUAUUGCUCAAAUCUCUAUACACAUUGGAUUAUUUGAUCUCCACCUAUAAGAUGGAAGACUUGGCUCGCCUCAGGACCUUGAGUUAGCGGGAUCUGUGCAACAGCUGUGGAUGUACAGCUAACCGGCAAAGAUUAAAAAACUUUGUGCAUAUAAAGCCUCACCAGCAAGGACAUGAUGAUAGUUUAGUGUUCUUGGUCAUUACUGGUACAUGUAGCAAAUCAUGCACAGCCUUAAUGUGUUGACAGUUAUAGCCCAGAUGAGUGCCUUGGAUACCAGUAGUAUUGUGUAGCCCAUAUAAACAGAUUGGCUCAUUUCUUUCACUGUUUUAUAAAGCAUAUUACCAUUAUGGUGGAUGAAAUAUCAGAUACCUUUAACAAUGAAAUUUCAUCUUGGCUUUUAAGUCUGAUUGGUUAACACAAAUUACAUUGGUGACAGGAUUUUUUUUUUAUAUAACUCACAAAUGUGUACAUUAUCCUAAAGUAAGAGAGUGAGAAUGUGUUCUUUGUAUUUAUAGAAUUGACAGUAAUUUAUUGUACAAGUUAUUUAUACAGAAUCAGUGUUGAGAACUUGAUUCACUUACACACUCGGCUUUUAUGUUCAAUGGUACUUUGUGCUUUGGUAAAACUUUUUCAAACAAGUACUUUAUAAAAGUGGGUGCAUCUCUUAGAAAAGAGUCUUAAUAAGAUGAACUAUUACAUACAAGUACAUAUUUAAUUGAUGAAGAUUAUUUGUAAUAUUUGUGUCAUAUUCAAUGUGUCCUUAACCCAUAUCAAGCCAUUUUGUUAUCCAGCUGAAACAACAGAAUCUAAAUUCAAACUCAAAUCUUAUGAAAAAAAAAGAAUAAAAGUGUCAAACAAUGAAUUAAGAUAGGCACUUUUUAUAGGUAGCUGUGAUUUCUCUAACUAUAUAUUAGCAAUAAAAUAUACAAAAAAUUUACACCAUCAAUAGACAAAGUGUGUGGCAAGAAACCAGCAUUGUAAGCUCACCUGGCCUGAAGGAACACGCCAGCUUAUUCCAUGGUGCUGCAUCCAUUGUCUGGCUGUAGGUUGCUGGGAUGAAACCAGACAAAGAUUAGGAAAAGAAAUGACUAUGACCCUUAUUCAAGGUCACAGGGGCCAAAUUGAAAAAUACCAAUAAAACAGCUUCUUCUUUGUUUGCAAAAAGAUAUCACCUUUACCCAUAUUCAAUACCACAGGGGUCAAAUUUGUUCAAAGCUUUAAACAGUUUCUUCUGAUUAACCAAAAAGUUUCAGGAAUCUGAUAUUGGCAGAAAGAUCUUUGGGUUGAAGCCUAACAGAGACUUCUUCUGGUCAAUUUAAAGUCUAAGAAGCAGAAUAUCGGAUGGAAUUACAACAGAUUUUGAGAGAAAAAAAAAAAAUAUCGGCAAUUAACCUUAAUGUAGGUCAUAAUGCCUUUGUUUAGAACUGAGUGUUAAAAGCUUCAGUUUGAUGUGGAAAUUGGUUAAAAUUGAUUUGAUAUGUCCACUUGGAAUGCCAGUGGUACACAUGUUAAUAUAUUUGUCAUGAGCAGUGAUUGUAUUUUUGAUCAACAUUGAAUACCAGGUGAGCAAUGCAGGUCACUGGGCCUUUUGUCAAAGUUUUGAGAGCAACAAGCAAUUCCAAUUCACUUCAGGUCAUCAAACACUGCGCUUCCCACACAACAGUUUGUAAUUUAUUGAUUGUAUGUUAAAAACAGUCUAAUUGCCAUGGAACCCACUCGCUAACACUUUUUGCUGUCUUCUCAUCAAUAGCAUUAAAAUUCUCUUUCCCUUCUUGUCUCAAACUCCAACCCAAGCCAUACAUUCUUCUUGGACUUAAUCUCUAAGAUUCCAAGGGGGCUCCUAAACCCUUUAUGCUUUCAUUUACCCACUCAGAGAAUAUGUCUCUUUUUUGUUUUACACUGUAAAGUGCCCAUAUGCAUAGAUAUUACUUCCAUACAUACAUAUGGACAACCCCUGGAAAAAAACUCAUUUUUAUAUCAUUAUUAAUGCAUUAUCACAUCGUAGUGUUCUAUGCGCUGUGUAAACUACUGUGCUUGGCAAAGGUUUCAGGUCAGUCUAAUGUGUACUGAAGUAGUCCACAUAAAGAUUUCAGUCCAGAACAGUUUGAAGAAAAAGGAACCCAUUGUAUGAUUCUGUCUGGUACUUCUGCAUUUACAUAGGGUAGUAUGAUCUGUUUGCGAUGUGAACUCUCUACUCUAAAAGUAUCACUGAAAUUUCUGUCAUUAAACAUUCUCUCUUAAUGAAAGAGCGAGUUCUCUCUCUGUAGCAAGAAAUAACUUGUUAACAAACCUGGAUUAACCUGUGAAGCCUAAAAAAGAUCCGACUACUUCAGUAUCCCUGACCUCUCCCUUUUCCAUGGCAACAACUCUACCAAAAGCAUGUCAAACAAUUUUUUUUGCUUGAAUCUAAUUAUAUACAUAGUAGAAUGGCAAUGUUGGCUCUCUUAUAAGUUUCUGAGAGUAUCUAGGUGUUCCAUGUUUGUGUCAAAGAAUGUUUUCAACAUGAUGAUCAAUGUUCGGUCUUCCUUCCAGCAUGUUUCACUUCAUUCUGUUACAUGUUGCACCAGUGUUUACCAAUCUGAAUGGCAAUUAUGAAACUGCUAACUUGUCUCAUCAGUCAGGAAUGCUUUCAUAUUGUGCAAUGUUUCCUGAACAGGAAUUUGCUAGUAUCCCUUUGUAAGAUCCAGUUUGGAGGUGAAAAUAUCUUUAUGAUGUCCUGUCAGGAUGUUAUGUAUGUCACCGAUAGACUCAAAUCUUACAUUCAGAUUACACAGACUUUGUUUCUGUUGUCCUUUACAUGGAUGAUAGAUAGGUUGUAAGGUUGUCAUCUUCCUUCCUGGUACAUUUUCUGUCCGAAAGUAAAUUUAGGGUUUCUGUGUGAUUUAUACUGUCACAUUUCUUUAUCAUUUCAAUACCACUUUUAUUGACUCAGCUGUUUACUGCUUCCCACGUCAAUUUGUAAAACAUCUAGUUGAAAAUUUUAUGGAUUGUAUUUUUCAUGAAAAAAAAGUUACAAUCCUUCUGCAAAAUAACAUAUUUCAAUUUCAUGAAUUAAUUGAAUCUUACAUGCUAUCUAUUACAUUUUAAGUAAAUGAUUUGGAAAGUUUCGACAUGUACUGUAUAUGUAAAAAUUGGUAAUUACAUCAACACAGUGUGUUUACAUAAUCAACAGUGUAUCACAUCUGUAAAGACUUGUUUCUGAUGUGACACAGUCAGUGAAAAAAACAGCAGUUACACAUAUAAAUAUCAGAGAGAGAUUGAUAUGUUAAUCUUUGGAUCAUUUCGUCCAGGACAAUUGGUAUCAGGUCACUGUAUGGUAUUUUCACCUGUUCACCUGAUAAUAGUAUUAGACCAUCAAUUAGAGUUAAAAAUUAACUAUGAACUUGAUUUGUAAGGUAUAGAUAGAAUGACCUGACAUGUGAAGUCCAAUUAUUGACCAAGUAACGAAACAAUUGACACAGACAUAGCAGUCAAAACGUGCAUCUCUAAUGACUUGUGAUACUGUAUCAUAAUAAAUAGACAUUUCCGUUGUGUUAUUAUCUACAGGAAGCAUUUUUCAUUUUCUCAUAACAUAAAACUAUUCUAGUAAAUUGUCGCAUCGAAUUAUCGUAAUUUCUUCUAUAAUAAAAAAAAGAGAGAUAUUUUUUCUAACUGGGUUAUUUAUUUGUGGACAACUUAGUGUUUUACAAGUGCCAUCCUUAGUAUUUCAGUCACAUUAAUACAUAGUUGUUUGUCUUACUGCAUUACUGUGUUAUUACCAUAGCACUUCUGUAGCAUUUCCAUCUAAGAUGGUAUAGCAAGAAUGUACAGCACACCACUUCUGGUAUGUUUCCUCUAGUAUAUACAUGAUAGAGGGCCUCGCAUUAUACAGGCAUUGAAAUGUUUAACAUUCCCACAAAUGUGCUUUAAUUGCGUCAAUCGUUUUUGACCGCGUCUCUGCCUUCCUUUCAUUCAUUUGCAUUUGUUUGCAUUGGCUUUUGUUAGCAUUUGCGCCCACCGGAUGUAUGUCAUUUUGAAUUCAGUAAAUAUUCAUGAUGCCAUGCAGUAGUAAAAUUUUAAAUAAUGCCAGUGUGACAUCCAUAUGGAUGAGGACCCAAAUACUGCAGUAUUAUCUCUCUACGUUUCAGUUUGAUCACUAAAAUGUAGAAUUAGAAUUACACAGUAAUGGUAUUAAACAUGUUUCAGUUUUUAAUCUAAUUUGUAUUUUUGUCCAAUAAUUUAUUAUUUAUAUUAAGUAAUUGAAAUGGGAAUACAGUUAUCACUGAAUAAAUAUGCUUGAUGAUUUGCAUUGAUUAUUGUGGAUUUAUGUAUUAAUAUGUUCCAUAUGUCAAAUCAAUAAUACCUAUCAAUAAUAUACAGUUUUAUUUCAAUUAUAUCUUGUCAUGAUGUAGAUCUGACUACUGACCAAUGUUGGUCUCUAUGAUAGAUCAGAUUAUACCUGGGGGCACUGACCAUUGGUAUAAUUACAAUCUGGGUGUCACCUGUCAUUUUGUCGUUAACAGAAUGUGUUGGGAGUUAUUUAGAUUCAGAUUCUUUUGUUCCCUUGGGAAUUAAAAAAAAUGACAAUAUUCUGGUGUAAAAGCGCUGUGAUUAAUAUAGAUACAAAAUGUGCACGAUACAGAUGUACCAAUUUGUACAAAGGAAACAACUAUGUAGAUCUGAUCUACAAUUGAUUUUCUACAAAUACUGUCUAGCAAUUGGGCUAGUGAGAAAUACUUGGUGUGUUUGAGUAAGCUAAAUAUCAUCAUAAUUUCAAUGACUUGUAGAAAUAUAUAUAAAUUCCCCCUCAAAGAAUUUAUUUCGCUCAUGAUCUGCUUGAUGGCAACACCAGAAAUUGAUCUGUUACUUUCUUCAUUUAGUAGCAAAAUACAUAUGAGAUUGUAUAUAGAUUAGCGACUUAUGAAGAGCCAAUGCUGUCUCUGUUUCUAUGUAUAUCGUUUGCUUUUCUGGUCUACUGUACGUCAUACACUGGAUUGCUUGCAGUAAUUUUUCUAUGCUCUGUUAGACGUCACUAUAAUGAGAACAGUCUAGCAGAGUAAGUUGUAACAAAGACAGGUAAUCCUGUUUAUGUACUGCCAUUGUCAUUUUUUCAUGUGCAUUUUGUGUUUGUGUUUUUCUCAGAUUGUUCCUCAUUUUGCUUUCAUGUUUAUUGUUUAUAGUUUUGUGUUUAUAAUUGUUUGCUCUUACCAGAUUGUUUUGCGUUUUCUUUGCAUUCAGAAGAAAUGUUGAAUGCUUUGGAAUCUGUAUUUCCUUCCAUUUUUUAUUCGUUUGAUACUUUUUUUCAUUUCAAGCUUGCACUGUUUGUUGAGUGAACUCAUCUGGACCUCUAUCUAACCUUUGUUUUAUGGGCUGAAUGACUUGGGUUUACUCUCUGCUCAUCACAGCAGACACAUGUGUGACAAAGUGGUUUCCAGUUUUCAUCAGCUUUUAGACCAUUUAUACUUACAAUGACUGAGUCAAAUAUGGAACAUUUCAUACACAUGGUCUCUAUCUAUCCUGUGUAAUAUGGUGAAUCCACUGUAAUUUUACAACCUUGAACCAUCACACCAGUUCCUCUAACAUCACACAUGGUCUCUAUCUAUCCUGUGUAAUAUGGUGAAUCCACUGUAAUUUUACAACCUUGACAAACAUUUAAGUGAACCAAGAAAAACUUUCAAAAAUAAUUCUGCUUAGUGUUUUAAACUCAUGUUGAUAGCAAUACCAUUUGCAUCGAAUUCUUUAUAUUCAUUGUGAAAGAAUUGUGUGAAAAAUUGAUUUGGACUCUUCCGACCGAGCUACUCUGAACACAUCUCAGUCCGGUUAUGGCAAAUCAAUAUGAUUUUAAUGGUAGCCUGAUGUAGCAAACUUCUCAAAUCUUUAUAGAAAUGCAUCUAUAUCAUCCCUCUGUUCAUCAGAUUUAGGUAGAAUCGGAUUCUAUGACUUAGACCUAGAGUCUUCAGUUCUAUUUCUGGCUAGUGGUAGUUUACUGUGAACAUGGUCUUCAUCAUCUCUUGAAUGGCCUGUAUCCAACUCUCAGACUCACUAGGUUUCCAUUGGUGCAGCUUCAUCUUUUAUCUCAGAUCUUUCCUCUCUUCCCUUGCUACACUGUAUAUAUUCUUGCUCAUUUGUUGCUACUUAAUUUUGUAACUGUCUUUUAGUCCUAAUCAUUCCUCAUAUGUUGUUAAGAAUGAAAGUAUGGUAGUUGGACAACACUAUAGUAAGAGUGCAAUCGCUGUUUCAUCUUUCUUUGUAAAGAAAUCUCUCAUUGCAAAACGAAAAUAAUGUUUCUUCAGUAAAGAAUGAUGGUGUACAGGGUGGAGAAAUUAAAUGUUCUUAUAGAAGAAAUCUUACUAAAAGAAGGUGUUGAAGAUUGGUCAACCGCUCUUUAGAAUUCUUUAAAACCCACAUACCAUUCAUUCACUUCUAAACCAAAAUGUAAAAUAAAACAGAUUUUUUUUUAUCUUGUACAAAUAAAAAAAAAAAAACCAUUUUCUCUAAUUGACAUGACCUGAUCAGAUAAAAAAUGACAAACAUUUUGAUAUCAUAUUGAAUAUCUACAAUAGCAUCAUUAUAUGAAUAUACCAUGGUCACUGAACCUCUCAUCACACAUCCAUAAAAAUUGCUUUUAGCUUGUAAAUAUCUGACCAGAUGCAAACUAUCAGUCCUGUAAGUUAGACUAGACAGUGCUAAUCAUGUAAGUUUUGACAAAACUUUGGUGUCAGUGUUGAACACUAAUUGCUACAUGUGACAUCUUUGUUCAUCAAUAUAAUGUUACAGUUGUAAAGGUAGUGUGUCAGUGUUUCCUAAGCCAAUCAAUGGUACAGUACCUACCAGACAAGUGAGGCUAAUAUUUAGAUUACUGUCAACCAGUUACAAAACUUAUUUAUUGAUCUGUUCCUAUCUCAAAAUAUUUGUCAUGCAAAUGGCUGUUGCACAGUUUCCUACAAAUUGUUUUAUUUUCUACAAUUGAAAUGUUUAUAUUUAAUUGCAUAGCAUUGUAAUAGGCCUUCCCUUGUAAACGUAUAAUUUGACCAUUUUCUGGAUAAAUUUGAUGGUAUGUUGACUUGUGUGUGUGUGUGUGUGCGUGCGUACAUAUAUGGUGAAAAAGUAUUCAAUGAUUGUCCUGCCACAAGGUCUUUCUGUUUGGAGGCAGAGUCUAAGAAAUCUUUGUCAUUGUCCUCAUCUGCCUGUGCUGACUAAUAUUGCCACUUCCCCUUCCCCCAGCAUAUGUUACUUCAGAUAGAAGUCCAGCCUUAAUGUUUGUCUUGAACAUGUGCAAGGUUAGGACAGAAAGAUUGCUCAUAGAAAGUGUCAGAAAUGCUUGUUAACGUGUUGAAAAUGUGCCAUCGAACAAUUCGGUGAUGUCAACAAAACUUGUGUACAUUAUUUCAAAUCGCCCUUCAUCCGUGGUCCAUCCGUCUGUAAGCAAUUUUUGUUAUCACUAUUUCACAAGACAUACUAGAUGGAUCUCUUACAAAUUUCAUUAGCAGUUUCCUCUUGGUCCCAAAUUGCGCUGGUUUGAUUUUUGGACUAAUCAGGAAAUAAAAAGGGGCAAUAGACAUCCAUAUUGAAUUUUGACUUUUGAAAAUUUAUUAUUUUAUGAUAAGUACUGGAUGGAUCUCUCCAUGGUUCCUAGUUGUGCCCAUUUGAUUUUGGGACAAAAAAACAAAAUCACAAAGAGAGGUGACCAUCUUGGAUUUGGCACUAAAAAUUAUUAUCAUUAUUUCUGCAAAAAAAGAUUCAAAUUUUGUAUCAUUAAGAGCAAAAACAUUGGACAGAAGAGAAUAGAUCUUUUAAAGAAUAAAGACCAAACAAUGGUGGGCGCCAAAAUUCCACUGAGAUCUCUUGUUGUAAACUUGAUUUCAAGCCAAAACCACAUUUAGUUUAAACAGUAUGUGGCUUAUAUGAAAUUCUAUGCUAAUAUCGCGGAAGUUUUAUUUCAAAAAGGGUUUCUGGACUUACUUUCAUAUUUUUUUCUGUCACAAUCCUACAAUACUUAUCAAUGUUGGCCUCAAUUAUGAAAUAUUAAAUAAAGAAAGUAGAAAAUGCUCUUGACUAAUUUGAGAAUUAUAAUUCUCCAUGUGUCAUAACCUAUUAGCCAAUACACUUCAUUAUGAAUGGAUUUGUACAUAUGGAGAUGUCAAUUGACCAUCAAAACUAAAUUAUCAUAAAUAUCAUAAUGAAAGAUUACCACAACAUUCUCCUUUGUUGCUGACCUCUAGUCAUCAAAUAUCUGGUCAUAGCCUUUAAAACAACAAAGAUGGCAGGAUGUUUUUAAGGGUCAUUAAAUAGUUUACUUAAUUCUAUUGUACAGUUAUCACAUCUUAAUGUAUUUAGAUGAUGUGAUAUGCUGCGUUUGAACAUAACUUCUUGACUCUACAUAAAUAAAAUUGUUAUUCAGCUCA
This is a messenger RNA of Ylistrum balloti, 10063 nucleotides long. Its product is annotated as RNA polymerase II elongation factor ELL-like. Gene Ontology annotation, biological process: positive regulation of transcription elongation by RNA polymerase II; snRNA transcription by RNA polymerase II; transcription elongation by RNA polymerase II. The transcript has 12 exons. Gene Ontology annotation, molecular function: cis-regulatory region sequence-specific DNA binding. The coding region runs from base 1 to 1659 and encodes 552 amino acids. NCBI's taxonomy places the organism in Eukaryota, Metazoa, Mollusca, Bivalvia, Pectinida, Pectinidae. Gene Ontology annotation, cellular component: transcription elongation factor complex. The record is from RefSeq and is a predicted model, not a curated record.